ACUAUAAAUAAAGUAGGCGGCAAUUUAUUUGAUUCAUGUAUCUAUCUAAUUUUAACAAAGUAUUGAUAUUUUCUUCCUUAAACUGGUUUUGUGGAUGUCGUCAGCCGUUGAUAGUCGAUUAUUAUUGGAAUACUAAGAAAGUUAAAACACAAUAAUUUGUCUCAUUUUUCACAAAAUUAUUAUCUAAUAAUGUCACACUAAUAAUGUGUUGUGUACAGACAGCUCAUUGUGUAUAGUACUCGACUACAAGUGACCGACUUAAUGUGUUGAGGUGUUUUUUUUUAUUUGUAUAUUUUAUUAUUUAUUAACGUAUUAAAAUGAGUGAUGGCAGAAAACGUUUAAGUGGAAGUGCUUAUAAAAAAGUUGCUAAAUUAAAAUUAGAAAAAGAACAAAAAGUCAUUUCUCAAACCGCAAAAUUAACUUCAUUUUUUGGUAAUCAACGACCAUCAAUCUCCAAUUCGCCAAAUGAAAUAGAGACUACAGCUGAACAGAUUUCAAAUGAGUCGAGUGAUAAAAAUGAGCCUAAUCUUCAGAGUCCUCUUGAAGCCCUAGCAAAUGAAAAUCAAAUAAUUAAAAAUUCGGAAAAACAAUUAAUAAAUACGUCUUCUAUUACACCAAGUGAACAUCCUCUACAUUGUACUUUUGAAACCAUGGAAAAUGAAAAUCAAUUAAUUGAAUAUUCGGAAUUAUUAAAUACGUCUUCUAUUAUUCCAAGUUCUGAUCCAGCUCUUUGGUCUAUUAAUGAAGAUUUAAUUAAUUAUGUAUGCUUUCAUGGUUUUACUCAAGAUUUAUCAAUAAUUAAUUUUUCUAAAUCUAAGAGAAGCUUUCUUAGAACGGUAAAAGGAAUAAAAAAAACAAUCAACAGGUCUUGUAAAAUUAGUUAUUUUCAAGGAACUUUAAAAAAUGGAGAGAAAUUUCGCAGAGAAUUUUUAGCGUAUUCUGAGACUAAAGGAGUUCUCUUUUGCUAUCCAUGUCUUUUAUUUUCCUGUAAAUCUUCAUUUGGUUCGACUGGAUUUUCUCUUUGGAAAAAAGCAGAUGAAAAAAUACAAGAACAUUUAAAUUCAUCAACUCAUCGGUCUAAUAUUUUGAAAAUGAAACUACGCGGGGUGACUCUUAAUCGCAUUGAUAGUGGUCGAGAGAGAACGACUUUAUUGGAUUCAAAUUUUGAAAAGAGUUGA
Daktulosphaira vitifoliae (grape phylloxera) is the source of this 1178-nucleotide messenger RNA. RefSeq lists its product as uncharacterized. The coding region runs from base 318 to 1178 and encodes 286 amino acids. The record is from RefSeq and is a predicted model, not a curated record. Lineage: Eukaryota; Metazoa; Arthropoda; Insecta; Hemiptera; Phylloxeridae. The transcript has 4 exons.